Molecule: messenger RNA, 594 nt
Organism: Acanthosepion pharaonis
Lineage: Eukaryota; Metazoa; Mollusca; Cephalopoda; Sepiida; Sepiidae
Source: the annotation of a GenBank genome assembly
AUGUUAUUAGAAAAUAAGUCUAAAUACUGUUUGUUGAUAUAUAAAAUUAUCUAUCUAUCUAUCUAUCUAUCUAUCUAUCUAUCUAUCUAUCUAUCUAUCACAGUUCUGUUUCUAUCUAUCUAUCUAUCUAUCUAUCUAUCUAUCUAUCUAUCUAUCUAUCUAUCUAUCUAUCUAAAUAUAUUCCUACCUUAUUUUUAUAGACAUUGCUUUUUAGUCACCAAAAUAGGACAACAUCCUAUUGAAGUUGUCUUUCAUUCCUCCUCCCCAACUAGCAAUGUUGUCAGAUUUGACAUUGGCCAUUCCAUUGUGUCACUCGACUUCCGCCUCUGCCUUCAUCUCUUUUCUUUCUUUCUUUCUUUCUUUCUUUCUUUCUUUCUUUCUUUCUUUCUUUCACAUUCAGACAGGUCUCCUUCCUAUCUAUCUAUCUAUCUAUCUAUCUAUCUAUCUAUCUAUCUAUCUAUCUAUCUAUCUAGUGACUGUAUCGUUUUGCUAUCAGAAUCGGUUGGCCGAUUACAUUUGUUAUUGCUGCUUCGAAGCAAUGUUUACAUUAUAUUACUGGAUGUGUUGGGGCGUGCAGUGCAAUAUUGGAUUUAA